CAGACCAAACUAUUGGUCCACGCACAUUGAUUGCAUUGGCUUACACUUAAACUCUUGCACAAACACACAGACACAUGUACUAUGUUUAUUUUCCAAUCUCCAAAAUAGAACAAUCGAAAAAGGUACGAAAACGCGCUGAACUAAACCAACGUUGUAACUAAAAAGGUUCACUCGUACUUUGGUUUUCAUUUCUUGAUCGACAAGAACCCAUACCCACUUAUUCAGGAUUAUGUUUUUCUUAAUUUCACAACCAUAGUACUUUGUUUUUUUCUUUCUUUCUAUUCAUUCAACCUUAUACCUGUCCUUUCUUUCUUUUCUAUAAUCUUCUUCCACCAUAUUUUCUGCUUUGUUCUUCUUAACACGACACUUCUGUCUCCUAUAUCUCACUCUCAACUCUUAACCUUCUCUUCAUCAAAAUUACAAGAAUUUGUGAGUGGUUAGUAAAUGAUGGAGCAAAGAAAUGAAAGUGAUAUGUUUCAACAUUGGAGAAAAGGAUCAUGGCAAUGGCAAGGGUUAGAGUUAGAGGAUAUGAAAGAAAAUGAUGAACUAAACAAAUUAAUGUUGUCUUUGCCAGAAAUUCCUGAGCCACCAACACCUCUUGAGCCUAUGGAGUUCUUGUCUAGAUCCUGGAGUCUUUCUGCUUCUGAGAUUUCAAAGGCCCUUACUGAGAAACAUAAACAAUCUUUUCUUGAUAAGACUCAUGAGACAUUGCCGGAAGCGAUUCCUGCGCCUCAAUUAACGCCAGGAAAGCUCAUACCAUUUACUAAUUGUCGAAUGGGUACUAUUGGAAAAUGGUUACACUUACAUCAGAAGCAGCAUGGGAAUGCAAACACUUCUGUUAAGAAGAAAGAUCGAGCACGUGUAGAGAAUGCGCACGUGCAUUCCGCACUAUCAAUUGCCGGACUAGCCUCCGCGUUGGCUUCUGUGGUUGCUAGUAGUGACAAUCACUCUAAAUUGGAUGUUGCUAUGGCUUCAGCCACACAGCUCUUAGCAUCUUAUUGUGUUGAAAUGGCGGAGUUAGCAGGUGCUGAUCAUGACCGUGUCGCUUCUACUGUUAAGUCUGCGGUCGAUAUUCAAACGCCAGGUGAUCUAAUGACUCUUACUGCUGCAGCUGCAACAGCUUUGAGAGGAGAAGCAGCUUUGAGAGCAAGAUUUCCAAAAGAAGCAAAGAAAAAUGCAUCAAUAAGUCCCUAUGAUAGAGGAAUAGCAGAAACACAUUGUUCUCCUGCUUCUGAGUGUCAGAUGUUUGAUGAGAACCAUUCUCCAUGUGAGGGAGAUUUGUUGCAGGUUACAGAAAAAGGGGCAUUACGAUGGAAACACGUGGCUGUUUACAUCAACAUGAAAUAUCAGGUCAAAAUUAAGAUCAAAAGCAAGCACAUUGGAGGAGCUUUCUCCAAAAAGCAUAAAUGUGUGGUUUAUGGAGUGUGUAAUGAAGAUUCUGCAUGGCCAUACAGAAAAGAAAGGGAAGCUUCUGAAGAUCUCUAUUUUGGCCUCAAAACUGCACAAGGUCUUCUAGAAUUUAAGUGUGAGAGCAAACUCCACAAGCAAAAAUGGGUUGAUGGAAUAGAAUUUCUACUUGGUCGAGUCAACUCUGCUGAAACAACCGAAAAUCUAUGAAUUUUUUAAAUAUUAGUAGCAGUUAUUGAUUUGUUUGGAUUUUGUAUAUGUCUCAAUAGAGUAGGACAUAUAAAAUUUUGUCAAACAAUGAAACUCAUAAGAACGUUAUAUUAUACCUCUACCAUACAAAAUGUAAUCACAAAAAUGAAAUAAUGUUCAAUACUGGAGCUGCUUAUGGCCAUGUUUGUUAAUGCUUAAUAGUGUUACCACA
This is a messenger RNA of Medicago truncatula (barrel medic), 1828 nucleotides long. Its product is annotated as VAN3-binding protein. Lineage: Eukaryota; Viridiplantae; Streptophyta; Magnoliopsida; Fabales; Fabaceae. The coding region runs from base 445 to 1617 and encodes 390 amino acids. Gene Ontology annotation, biological process: auxin-activated signaling pathway; leaf vascular tissue pattern formation; phloem or xylem histogenesis. The record is from RefSeq and is a predicted model, not a curated record. The transcript has 7 exons.